This is a messenger RNA of Frankliniella occidentalis (western flower thrips), 4283 nucleotides long. It is a transcript of the gene pio, whose product is annotated as cuticlin-4. NCBI's taxonomy places the organism in Eukaryota, Metazoa, Arthropoda, Insecta, Thysanoptera, Thripidae. The record is from RefSeq and is a predicted model, not a curated record. Bases 87 to 1220 code for a protein of 377 amino acids. The transcript has 7 exons.
CCUUCCUGUUCCAGGCGGCGCUCGUGAGCAGCACGGCAGCGGCAGCGGCCGCGCAGCUGCCGGUCCAGGACACUCCGACCACGACGAUGUCGCCGGACAUGGUCCAGGACGUGCGCAUCGACUGCAAUAGCAACGAGAUCGCCGUGUCGAUCGGCGGCGACCUGGACGCCAGCUCGCUGUUCGACGGCAUGGUGUACCCGCGGGGGCUGUCCAAGAACUCGUCCUGCCUCGCCGAGUUCAGGCGGCACAAAGGCCCGCUGCGCUACCGGCUGCCCCUGCGCUCGUGCAACACCAUGAGCACCGACCUGAACGAUGGAGGCGUCGAGUACUUCAACACGAUCGUGGUGCAGCCGCACCGGAAGUUGGUGACGAACCAGGGGCGAGGCUUCCACAUCCGGUGUCGCUACCAGACGAGGGACAAGACCAUCUCCAACGCCGUCAACGUCAGCACGGCUGAGCCCACCCCUCUGACGGCCACGGCCCCGAUGCCCGGCUGCAGCAUGAAGAUCUUCUACGGCGACCCCGACCAGAAGGAGGUGGCCGAGAACGUCAAAAUUGGCGACCCCCUGACGCUGGCCAUCAACAUCGACGACCAGCCCCUGUACGGCCUCCGCAUCUCCGACUGCCUGGUGCGCGACGGCCUGGGCUGGGGCGAGCAGCGGCUCAUCAACGCCGAGGGGUGCCCUGUUGACAACGAGAUCAUGGGCCAGUUCGAGUACUCCGAGUCCAAGACGCUGGCCCAGGUCAAGUUCCAGGCGCACAAGUUCCCGUACACCGCGUCCGUGUACUACCAGUGCAAUGUGCGCCUGUGCCUCAAGACGGACAACGGCUGCGACGACUCGCCGCCCGCGUGCGACGGCUCCAGGAGGAGGAGGCAGGCCGCCGACGGCGCGGCCGUGGCCAAGGACGGCGAGGACGGUAGCCCGGCCACCAUCGAGGUGUACUCGGGGCUGUACGUCAACGAGGCCACCGACCUCAACAGGGCCGACCUCCUCGACGACGUCUCCAGAGAGAGGGCGUCCGACGACCCGAACAGCAUAUGCAUAUCGCAGCGCAGCUUCGCCAUCGGCAUCGCGGUGGCGGGGCUGAUCCUCAUGCUGGCCGUGCUGGCGGCCAUCCUCAUCCUGCUGGCCAAGCGGCGCCGCAAGACGGCCUCGACCAGCGGCUCCUCGAUCUACUCGGGGCCGUACACCAACACGGCGUACAGCCGCAGCAGCUAGCCGCCAGUCAGCCGCCAGGCGGCCGGGAGCCAGAGCCACGCCUCGGCGAGAGGAUCUAAGUCAUUGCACCAAGAGCCAUGGUCUUGAAAAGGCUUUCGUUCAGCAGCCAUUCAAACCACUUUCCAAUCAACAAAAAAGGGGGGGGGGGGAUAACAAUUUUAGUUGUGUUUAUUUUGUUUCAGUGUUAUGAUUGCAUUUUUGAGUUCUUUUAACCAAUUUAUUUUCUGUGCUGGGUCGGUGCUGCUGAAAUGACUGCCUUUUCACACUGGCCUAAACUGCAACCCUCAUCAUGAGUCACUUUUCUCGAUCCUGCAGUUGCAGAAUGUUUUUUUUUUUCUCUACUUGGGUCGCCUCUUGUUGGUGUUGGUUGUGUCAUUUUCUAAUUAGAUAUCAGUUUGGUGUCAACUGCAGUGAUUGAUUAUGUGGAUGAUGGUUGCUGGUUUACAUGGUCACAAGACAAUUAUUACUUAAUAAAUUGAUGCUGGCAGCUCACUCCAAUUUUAAUGUGAAAGUAUGGUGUCUGCAUGGUAUUCUUACUAUGCAAUUAGUCGAGACAAGUUCCUUCGAAAUGCAUUGGGAGCAGUCAGCUUACUCAAAAUAAAAAAGUGCCACCAAUUAACCAUCCCUGAGCCAAUUUUUUGACUUAGCAGGGUUCUUAAAGUUUAUUGUUUUGUUCAUGACUGUUGGUGUUCUCUGUAUUUUUUAUUAGUGUCUUUCUUUCAUUGUACUUAGUUUGUCUGUAUGAAUGAUGCUUAAGUGCACUGUGAUGAUCUUCCAGCAAAGAGUUUGAGAUCUACAUAAAGGAGCUAACAUCCUUCAUGUGCCCACAAAGUACCUAAUAUACAUGAUAAGGAUCUUAUAAUGAGAAGAAAGUAUCCCCUCUGUAGGUAUUAGUAUAGUACAGUAAGAGUUUACAUACUACCUCAUAUUUGCUUGGAAAUACCCUUGUGGAUGGUCACAAAAUUAUUUGUUAUAUUUUUUUUUUAAAGAUUUUUUUUUUUUUUUUUUUGCCCACUUAAUGGGUUUUCUUCUCAAAACGAUUUUCUUGUUGAGGAGAAAAACUCAUUCAAUUUUAUCUUCAAAUUAAUAUUUGAAAAUUGUGGACACAUGAUUACAAGCUCGAUGCUAUUCGCUAAUACCUACAGCUUGAAAGUUAGACUAUUAUUUCUGUCUCUUGAAAGUGAUAAAAUUUUAGAGUGCAUGUUUGUUCUUGACUCACUGUGCCAUAAGAGGCAUGAAAUGUUACAUUGCAUUUCAUGUGUGCAUCAGAUUUAUUUCUUUUUAACUAAUUAACAUUAACUAAAUGUGGAUGAAUGAACCUAGUGUAAGUAGGUAGAUACAGAUGUACAACAGGUAACAUUUGACAACGGUUAUUUUUUUUUUUCAUUUUUUUUUGUAAUAUUUUACAUUUUUAGCUGUUUGUCACCUGUUAUCAAGGGACAGCAUGCUUUCCCAUCCCUUUCUGGAAGCUUUGCUGUCCCUGGUUGACCCAAGAAUUCAAUUUCUAAGUGUAGUGUAGCUGCUCUGCAACAAACUUUUCCAUAAAUUACCCUCCCUGUGGUGACAGAAAGAAUCUUGUUCCCCAUUCCUUCAAUCGAAAUAAGUGAUCUUUGUUCUGCUUUGAAAAAAUGCAAGUGUGCUGUUUUUGCUCACUUUCAUGGGGUCAAGGUGGUGGAAUCAAUCUGCGAUAUUAUAGAUAGAAAAGUAAAUUUUAGUCUCCCUUACAUCUCCAUGGUCCUCAGCUUGUUUCAUGAUGUUUUCAUUUUUGUGUGAUUGCCAAUCAUUCCUUUUAUGAGCUACCCGUAAUGAUGAUGUCCAUGGAAAAGUAGAGUAGAUUCAUCAGCUUGGAUAAGGUGAUGUGGCACUAGUUACGUAAUUUGGCACUGGUUCAUAACUCCAACGAAAUAUUUUAUGCUUGAAUGUUUGAAGAAUAAGUGUUUAUUAAUAUUUGUGAAUGCUAAAUUCCAGAGGGUGCUGUUGUGUAUCAAACUUUUUUUUUUUUUGUUACUGAUCUGAAUCUGUGAUCAAAUUAUUUUCUUGUUAAAAAAGAUUUUUAGAGUAGGUAUUUAAAACAUUUUUAACUGUGUUGACUUUUAGUACCCAUUAUGUAUUUUUAGUUUUUGUUUGAAAAGUCAAAGAAUUUAGACUUUGAAUGUUAUGAAAUUUCUCUUGUAAUGGCAUGUGUUUUGUUACCAAUUUGUGGAAUCAGAUUUUCUUCAAAUGCCUUCUUUAGUAAAGGUGCCAUUGAGUGAAGUAUGGGUUAAUAUUUUGUUGUUGACAGAAACAAUUAGCCCUGGGUAAAUGAUGGUAUCUGAACAGUAUUACUUCAAUGUUGAUGUGAGAAAUUCGGCCUAAGUAUGUGUGUGAGUGUAUGUGUGCGCACUGACUGAAUGUAUGCAUGUCAAAAGAAAUGGAACCAUAACUACAUUUUGAGUGGGGAUCUGGACCUUUGCCUAAGCAAUAAUUGAAUGUAUUGUUUUGUAUAUAAGAUUUAUCAUUUAAAAGAUCUAGUAAAACACAUCACUGACAAUAGAACUACUUCUGAGAAUUAAAGUAGAAAAUUUUGGACUGUACUUAAUAACAUUCUUACUAAAGUCCUAAUGUAUAAUUAUAUGCGCCAUAGGAAAAAAAUGAACCUCCGUAUUUGGUGCUUACUCAUUUUGAUUGAUUUAGAAAUGAACAGAGAGCAAUAAGAAUGAGGUAUGGUUGCUCCGGGAUUCAACAGAAAUACCAUGCCUGAACAUCACAACCCUUCUACUGGUUUUCAGAGAUAGUCUGCACAAACAAUUAAAAGACUUGUGAUAUUCUGGCAUAUGUUCUUCCCACUUUAUCCCAUACCAUAAAAAUACCUCAUUAAAAAUGUUGUCAAUGCUAGGAGCACAAAACUUUUCUAGUAUAUCUGAGACAUUUCAACUCGUACUUCACUGUCCCUAUGCAACUAUUUAAUGCUCAAAUUUAUGAACUUCUUGAUGUUUAGAACAGUGGCUAUUGUCGAUAAAUCUCAACUAGAAUGUUAAGCCUUGUUGAAAGUGAAAAAUAAAAACAUGGUGCUUAAUUUAUUAA